Molecule: messenger RNA, 999 nt
Organism: Drosophila persimilis
Lineage: Eukaryota; Metazoa; Arthropoda; Insecta; Diptera; Drosophilidae
Exons: 1
Coding region: 58-810 (250 amino acids)
Source: RefSeq, a predicted model, not a curated record
AGUUUUUUGGAAUUUUUCUUUCCCCCCGGAAAUUAUUGGAGUUGAGCCUCCAGAAGCAUGUGGCAGCCGCGACGACGCAGGUGCUCGAAGGAGUGGUGUCUCCGCAAUGCCCAGCCGAAGCCCUCGAUUCCCCCCUUCAAGCCGGAGCCGACCCGCUGGGCAAAGCCGGGGCCCAUGAAUCUAGACGAUUGGGUGAACUUCUACAAGUGGUGCCAGGUGAAUGCUGCGCCCAUCGAGAGGCCACCCAUCAAGAAGGAGCCGCCGCCUCCGCCCACACCUGAGCGGGUACCCAGGAUGGCCGAGGCUCCGAAGGCACCGAUUGUGGGCUGGACUCGCUGCGAGUCGGGAGGGAACAGAGACGAGCAGGACGCCUUCAGUCGGCUGAGCAGUCCGCGUUGGCGCCGGGGAAAGUACCAGCCGCCGCCCCCGGAGGUGUUUGCCUACCGCCCCCGCCUCGCCUAUCAGCCGCGUCCAAUGCCAGAGCCGGGCAGACCGGCGAAUAAGAUAAAAGUGCCCUGCUGCUUCCAGCACGACGACGUGGAGUCCGAGUUCUGGGCCACCGUACGCUUUCCUGUCUCGAAGAACGCCCGGUCAACGAUGCCAUCGCGGAAGGACUGUGAGCUCUCAAGACCCAGGGCGGUACCACCGAAGCCCCACUGCCCACUACCGUCGCAAAAUGCCUACCUUAUGCCCAAGCGGAAGAAAAUGACUGCCCGCCAAUGGCGAGCCCAUCAACAGCGUCUGAAAAUCUUGGCCCAGCCAAGUGAGCGAAUUCUGGCGGAACUGCCAUGCUUCUGUGAUCGGUGGUAACCGAGGAAAGCUCAAAGAUCGGGUUCGAAGGAGCCAAAGGAUCAGCAUUAAUCCAUAGAGCAUAGAGCAACUGGAGAUGGAUGUCUAUGAUGCAGUCAGUUGAUUGAACUAUGGUUUAGGGCAGAUUGUUUUGGCCUUUCUUGAAAUUUAAAGUGACAGAAAAUAUAUUGUGUCGUGGAAAGAAGCAAA